This is a messenger RNA of Drosophila kikkawai, 8716 nucleotides long. RefSeq names its product Jumonji, AT rich interactive domain 2 (gene Jarid2). Gene Ontology annotation, biological process: chromatin remodeling; regulation of gene expression. Lineage: Eukaryota; Metazoa; Arthropoda; Insecta; Diptera; Drosophilidae. Gene Ontology annotation, molecular function: DNA binding. Gene Ontology annotation, cellular component: nucleus; chromatin. The record is from RefSeq and is a predicted model, not a curated record.
CGCCAUGACACAAAGCUGUGGAAGAAGAAGCAGACGAAAAAAAAUAUGUGCAAGCAAAUCUCGCGAAAGAAAAUGAAAUUUGCAACAACUGCCGUGUGUGAAAUGUGAACGUGGAGAGUGCAACGCACCAUCGAGACAAUAAAACGCAUUUUAGUGAAUAUUUCGCCAGCGCCCCGCCCCUUAAAGUUGCGAAAAGAUGAAGCGAAAAUACGAAAAUUGCCUGCUGCAGCAGAGGCAGCAACAAAAUCCGUGUUUGUUGUAGAUAUACAUAUAUAUAUAUAUAUGCAAAUCCCAUCCGUACAUAAUACGGGGAGUACGGCGGAGAUACGGAUCAGCAGCCGUGAAAUAUAGAAUAAGGAUAUCGGCUCUGCCGCAUCCGCACUUGCAUCCAAAUUUAUUCAAAGUCCGAGAGAGCGCGCGAGAAAGAGGCGCGAAAAAUUCGCAACACAAAAUGGUUGUCUCCAAAGACAACAAGCGUCGCCGAAAGGAGACGGAGACCCCACCGCCCCCGCCGCCACCACCUGCGCCAGCGGUGGCCACUCCAACGGCGGCCGGAACGGCGACUCCGGCCAUUGAGUCGUCACCCGAAAUGCCCAAGAGAACGAAGGUGCAGGCUCAACGCAAGUUUGCCCAGGGUCAGAGUGCUCCAACCAGCAGCUCGUCAAGUAUUGCCGCUUAUAGUGCAGCAGCGGCAGCAGGAUCUGGCACUGGAUCUGGGCCCAGCACCUCGGGAGUGGAUAGCUCCCAGCCGCCGAUCGAGAUUCUGCCGAACAAGUGUCCCAAGGCCCAGGAUUUCCUCACCUUUCUCUGCUUUCGCGGCACUCCAGCGCUGCCGGCGCACUUGGACUACCUUAAUCAGGGCAAGUCAAAGGAUUCGGCCAAGGAGGCUGGUAAUAACGCAGUCGGCGGUCAGGCCAACAAUAAUAACAACGCCAAAAAGGUCGCCAACAAUAGUCGACAACAGACGACGGGCAUGGGAGCGGGCGGCAAGAAGAAGCGCGGCCGUCCUGCCAAAUCAGCAGGUGGCAAGAAAGCAGCGGAGGCGGAAACGACGGCGUCCACCGAGAAAAGCGCCUCAAUGGCAGCAGACAAAGCAGUCAGUGAUAAAAACAAUCUCAUUGCGGUCAGACAGCCUGCAGUUCCUUCGCCAACGCUAGCGACUGCUCCAGCUCCAGCUCCUGCUCCCUCUGUGUUGCCAGGAGCUGUACGCAAGCGGGCGGAGAUCGUCACCGAUGGCAACCGACGUGGUGGAAGAGGGAGGACAGCAGCUGUAACUGGAGCAGCCACCACCUCCAACGAUAAUAAACGGCGCUCGAAUCGUGCCAUCACUAAGGAGAGUAAAUCCGUGAUAGAAAAUGAUAACGAAUCGGAGGAGGACGAGGAGGAGGAUCAGAAAAGACACGAGGCAGUCGAUGAUGAUGACGACGAGUUCUUCUCCGCCCACGAUGCCACCUCCCGCAACGGUGAAGCCGAGGCAAAGGCAGAAAGUCCUAUAAAAACAGAGGAGAAAGCCAGGCGAGGACGUCCCUCGGGCGGCAAGAAACAAGCAGAGCCGUCUGAAGCCCAACAAACAGCGCUGAAGGACAAGGCGCCCGUAAAGCGUGUUAGGCAAAGGGAAUCGCCUAUUUUUAUACCCUCACCCGAAUCCUCGGGUCGCAUGACUAGACAGCGGGCUUUUUUCGAGCCCGUCAAGGUUCCGCCGCAUCAAGAGGAGACUGCGACCCCGGAGCCGCCCAAGGAAGAGCCCGAAUCACCAGAAAAGUCGGAACCCGAACCAGAGCCCAUCAAGAAGGCAAAGGAAGCCACCAAGGAGAAGACGAAUUCUAGUAUUUAUGCCAAAGACGCCAAGCAGCAGCUGGAGAACGGAGACAGUCAACAUGGUGCAGGAGCCAAGGGCAAGAAGAGCUUGAAUGUCUUUGAUUUCAGCUCGGAUGACGAACAGCCGCUGGCAAAGUCUAUUAAGCUGAAAAAGGGCGGCAAGGGGGCGAGCCCCAAGAAGGGAGGAGCAGCUGCUGCAGCUGCUCCGGCGGCCAGGAAUCGUAAGGCGAUUGCUAAAAAGUUAGAAAAGGAAAAGCUGGAGAAGGAGAGGGAAAAGCUGGAGAUGGAAAAGGAAAGGGAGAAGGAAAGAAGGGAGAAAGAGCUCGAAAAGGAAAAAAAAGAAAAGGAGAAGGAAAAGGAGCCUAUUCCCGAGAUCAAAGUGGAGGAACCGCCGAGUGGAGGGAAGCGCGGCAAGGCAGGCAAAAAGAAAGCUGAGGAUCCACCAGCCGACGAGCAGGACUUGGCGCCCCCUCUGUCCAAGAAGGCCGCACCUAAUGCCCGCGGUUCUAGGAAAUCAGCGAAAGGCAAAACCUCGGAGGAUUCCGCAGAGACAGAGCCUCAGAGAUCUCAGCGACCUUCCCGCAAAACGAAGGAGGCAGCUGCCAUCUACAUGGGCAUCAUUGGCCACAAACUGCAGCUGGCCGACGACGAGGAGGACGACCUGUCGCUGAGCAGCUUUCCAGACAUACCCAAUGUCAAGGAGAUGGAGAAGAUGGAGAACGAAAUCAAGCGCAAUGCGGCGGGAAAGUUAAGCGUGCCGGAGGCCACGACGGUGCUUCCGGCAGGCAAAUCCAACCGUAAGCCGUCGCCCCGUCCCAAGGAUUCGUCAGCAGGUGCACCAGCCCCAGUUGCCAAGUACGAGACCCCCUCCCCUCCAGAAGCCGAGGAGGAGAAGCCACCGCCUCCAGCACGACGUGGACGUCCGCCUAAGCAGGCCAAGGCAACUGGCGGAGCAGCGGCACCGCCACCGCCCCCAAAGCCGCCCAUCGAAGGCAUGCUGGUGAAGAAGGGCUCCCUGGCCAAAAUAUCCGAGCAGGCCAAGCCCAAAGCAAAGUCCGAACAUUUGAAAGUCGACUCCGACGAGGAGGAGGACUUUCUCAUCAACGAGGAGCUGAACGAAACCAAGCGCAAGCUGGAGAAGAGUUUCAGUGACUCGGACGACGAGCCGCUGGCCAUAAAGGUGCCAUCCGUGAUGGUGGCGACCUCGUUGGUGAAGGAGAAGGAGGAAGCAUCGCCGGCCAAGGUGCUCAGUCCGCAGCCCCCAAAGCUCGUGGCCACGCCAUCGCCUACCAUCUCGGCUCCAGCUCCAGUAUUCUCUGCUGCUGCUACUCCUCCUUUGCUUCCGCCGACCACGACCAGCACUCCCACCACCCAGCUGACUAUGCUGCCGCUGACGGCAAAGGCCACGCCCACGCUGGGCGGCCCCAUGCCCAGCAUGUUCCCGGGCAUGCACGCCAGCUAUUCCCCGGUGAAGGCCAUGGAAAAGAAGCCGCCGGUGCCCACGUCGAAGAUCCUCAAUGUACCCGCCACCUACGCUUUGCCAGGGAGUGCCAGUGGGAGCGGAACGGUAGGCGGUUUCCAGAAGACCUCCUCUUACCUGCCGCAAGCCUCGCCUCACUAUCAUUCCGGAUAUGUGCGUCCGCCUCCCACGCCAACGCAUCAGUUUGGCAGCGGCGGAGCACCAUCCGGGAGUAAGACUCCCUCGCAGGGCACCACAUCCUCUUCCCCGCUGAAGUAUCAGACGCCGCCAACUACCUAUCCGCCACCCAUCGAGGCGUAUCAGUGCCCCAAGAUCAAUCCGAACUUUCUAACGCCCAAAUACGAGCGGAGUCCAUUGCCGCCGCCGCGUUCCUCGGCCAGUAACAGCUUUCCCAGCCCUUCGCCGGUUAAGUUUAUGCCCACGUCAAGCACAACUGUCACCACGACAACGUCAGUGGGCACGCCGUCGUCCAUCGCCGCCACUAAGAGCCCUUUAGCUCCGCCGCCGCCAUCGCCGCCGGUCAGUCAGGUGAUGAUCCAGACGUCCAGCUUAAAUCUGAGCACUAGCAUAGCGGCCACCGUGAAUGCAGCACCAAUGGCCGUGGCAUCCACAUCAGCAGCAGCGGCACAGCAGGCGGCGGCACAGCAAGCGGCGGCAGCAGUAGUGGCUGGAGGAGUCACGGCCACGGCCACACCUCCGCCAGCGCACAGCAAUAGUGGAGGUGGCGGUGCUGCCGCUCCCAAUUCCGAUCCCCUGAAAGACGAGAUUGGAAGCAUACUGGCGCAGGCCACCCUCAUGCCCAGCAAGGAGGAAUCCGGCAAGAUCUUUGGGAUUGCCAGUGUGAGCUUGGCCCAGAGUUCGGGGCCAGACAACACCAAGUGCACCCUGGGCAAGUGCGGAUCCAUUCACAAGCCUGUGCUUGGGCCAGUGGUGCCGACGGAGGGUUAUUUCGGUGACCAGUUGUCCAGCAAGGAGCGACGCAAGGCAAAGGUGAAUAUGACCCACGAGCAGAUCCAGAAGUGGCUCAUCGAGUGCUCAUCCAAUCCGGAUGAGAUCCAAGAUGACUUGGAUGAUGAUUUCGAUGAUAGUCUGCGCCCGCAGCAAUCCACAACGCCGCCUCCCACAAGGGAUGACAAGGAGCUGAGUGCCAGCUUUAGUUCUUCAUCGAAGAACACGCGCGGUGAUCUGGGCAAGAGCGAGAGUGCCUGGUCGGCAAAGGGGCCGUCUCUGAAGGCCACACCCGUACUGGUUACGCCACCCAGUCGCAAGGAGCAGUUAGAGCAGGCGGAGGCGGUCAAGGAUUGCUGCGAUGCCUUGGAUUAUGACAAGUCCUCCACGACGCCAGUGAAUCUCACACAGAAACUCAACGCCAAUGAGACACUGUCAGCCGCCGCCGACAAGAAGAUUAACGAGCGCAAGACCAAGGAUUCGGUGAAGGCAUCCUCGACAGCCAAAACGUCUAAUCAGCAGCCGCGAAGUGCCGCCGCCACGCCUCCCACUCCUAUAUCGACGCCCACUCCUGUACCUCAGGCCUCAGCCAAGAGCAGUCCCACGCCGCCGCCGGUGGCCAAGCAGAAAGCGGAGAAGGGCAAGAGGAAUGCCGUAGCAGGUUCUGGAGUGACGGCUAUGCCUUCACCGCCGCCCGCGGCACCCACUCCGCCGAAUCCGAAGCGAACGCCGGUCUACAACCAAAAGGGGAGCAGGGCACAACAGCAGCAGCAGGCACAGCAACAGGUGGAGGCCAAGUCCCCAGCUAAUCUUCCCACCAAGAAGGAAUCUGUUUACGCCUUUGGCAAGGAGGAGGAGGCGACCAGCAUUAAGGCGUCCAGCAAUCGUCGGCGAGCGGAUCCCAGUCCAGUUCCUCCUGCUCCCGCUACCGUGCCCAAUGCGCUGAGUGAGAGAUCGCCUACCAAGAAGCGAGCAGCAGCAGCGGCGGCAGCCACAGCAGUCCAACUGACUCUAAGUCCCACGGAGAACUGUAAGAUCGAGGGCAAGCCGAAGGCCACAACUGGAAGGGGUGCCAAGAAGGCACAACAGCAGCAACCUGCUCCAGCAGCAGCGGCAGCCCCUGUAGAACCCAGUGGGGAUUCGGAUGCAGAGGGAGCCACCUUCUACAUUCCGCUUCAGGGCGCUGGCGUUGGCGGCAGCGGUGACGGAGGCAUUCAAGGUGUGGCUGUCAAGCUGGGACGCGAGGGCCCUGACGGACCGAACCAGAAGGUGGUUAUGCAGGCCACCCUGGUGACCAAGGCCCAGAUGGAUACCAACUCAAAGCCGCUGCCCGAGUCUUUGAAUACCAACGAGUUGGUAAAGACGCUUCUCCAUGCGGCCAGCAAUGAUGCAGCCUCCGCCACGACUACAACCAGCCUCAAAAGCACGCCCAAGGCCAGCACUUCGGCAGCAGCGGGAACGGGAGCAGCAGCUGGUGCUGCUACUGCUCCAGGAGCUGCCUCCAGCUUGGUGCGUGUCAACUCCAACUCCUCGCUCUUUUCCGGCUCGGCCAAGUCAAGGACAGCCGCCCAGACAAGUUCCACAGCGGCGGCCGUUGCCAAGAAGUACAAGGAUGACACACCCAUAAAGAUGGCCAAUAACACGGCCUUUCCGCGUCACGACGAUCCCACCCAAAUGGUGGAGGCACCCAUUUUCCGGCCCACGGAGAAGGAAUUCGCCGAUCCCAUUGAGUUUAUCGAGAGGAUCACACCGAUUGCGGCCAGAUUUGGCAUCUGCAAGAUCAUUCCGCCGGCGAGCUUCAAGCCAGAGUGCCGGAUAUCGGACGAGAUGCGAUUCACCGCCUAUAAUCAGUAUGUGCACAAGAUGCUCCAUCGCUGGGGCCCCAGUGCCAAGGAGCUGAGUGCGAUCAAAAAGUAUUUGGCGACCCAGAGCAUCGUGAUGAAUCAUCCGCCGUGGAUCGGUGGCAUGGAGGUGGACCUGCCGCGGCUGUAUCACACGGUGCAGGAGCUGGGCGGCCUCAAAGAGGUGAUCGAGAAGAAGAAAUGGUCGCGAGUGGCGGAGGAAAUGUGCAUACCCAAGCUGGCCCAGGAUCGGGUGACCAAGCUGGAUGACAUCUACUGCAAGUACCUGCUGCCAUACGACACGCUCUCGCCGGCGGAACGCCAGAAGCUCUUCGACGAGGUGGAAGCGGAUUGGGCUAAGCGGGAGGCAAGGGCGCGACGAAAUGCAGAUCGAUUCGUGAACACGGAGAGCGUGUCCAAUGAGGAGGAUGAUGUGAGCAGCGACGAGGAUGAGGAGUCCGAGGAGGAGAUCGAUGGCGUGUCCAUGGAGUGUAUAGUCAAGGGCCGAAGCAUGCCGCUCAGCCAAUUUUAUAGAAUAGCCCGGAAUACAAUGGCGCUGUGGUUCAAGAGCACGGAUCCCACGGUCAAUGAGGUGGAGGCUGAGUUUUGGCGUCAUGUUGCUGUGCGGGACAGCCAUGUGUGCGUCCACUCGGGCUCCAUUGACAGCUCCGGUUGGGGCUAUGGCUUUCCCAGUCCGGGUCCCAAAGGCAAGGGCUCCAACUAUGCCAGGCAUCCGUGGAACCUGAAAGUGCUGACCAAUAACGUGGGCUCUGUGCUGCGCUCCUUGGGCCCCGUUAUGGGCGUCACAGUGCCAACGCUUCACGUUGGCAUGUUGUUCUCCGCAUGCUGCUGGUACCGCGAUCCCCAUGGCCUGUCCUGGAUCGAGUACCUUCACACGGGGGCCUCUAAGCUGUGGUACGGCAUUCCCGACGAUCAGAGUGCCAACUUCAGAUCGGCUUUGACGUCGCUGAUUCCAACGCACUGCCAGAACAAGACCAUCUGGCUGCCCUGUGAUACGGUCAUGGUGCCGCCGCACAUGCUCACAGAUCGUGGUGUGUCGCUGUGCCGCAUCGAGCAGAAGCCGGGCGAAUUUAUUGUGGUCUUCCCCAGGGCCUACACCUCCAGCCUGGCCACUGGCUAUGUGGUCUCCGAGAGCGUCUACUUUGCCACCAUGUCGUGGCUGGAUCUGGCCAAGGAUGAUUUCAGGGACAUCCAUGAAAGCUGUGAGCCCGCCAUGUUCUCACUGGAGCAACUGCUCUUUGCCUUGGGCUACGAUCAGCGUGUAAACUCGGAGGCUCUGCAUCAGAUGCUACCCAUGCUGAAUGAGGUGUGCGAAAAGGAAUCGGCAGCCAGGGAGCAGCUUAGAGCUGCCGGCGUAACAUCCACCGAGAAAGUGCAGGCGGAAAAGGGUCAGAAGGCCAAGAAGCAACAACAGCCGCCGCACAAGUCAAUUGAGAGCGAAUGCGAUCUGUGCCGCGCCAACCUGUACAUAUCGAUGGUGCGCACCGAGGAGGGCAGCAUCUACUGCCUGCAGCAUGCGCUCAAGAACCUCAACAAUGGCAAUAUUCAGGCCAAGCAAUGCAAGCUGAUUUACGCAUACAAUGUGGACGACAUACAGCAGUUGAUCCGUCAGCUGCAGGAGAAGAUCCAUCACAAGGCGGCGGUGAAGAAAAAGUAGCAUCGUCGGCGUCGUUACUAAAAGGGGCGGCGCGCAAGACAACGGGAUGGGAUGCGGGAUUAAGAUGACGCAGGUAGAGAGUCAGAUAAAUGUACAUAUUGUAUGGAAGAUGUGUAUACUACGUAUGUGAUUCGCCAUCUUUGGGUGAAAUAUGUAAAGUGAUGACCACGCGAGUUGAUUGAUCUGUGUGACGUAUUAAGGAGCACAUAUACAUUAUAUAUAUCUAUAUAUAUAUAUUUAUACAACAUUUAUCUCCCAGUUAACCAACUGACACUAUUCACUAACUGUAUGAUAAAUAGGAGCAUCUAUAGGCUAAGGAUCUAAGGAUAAGGAUUCAAUGCGCGGCAAUGCUUUCACCUUUGACUAGUUUAUACAAUUAUUUAGAUCUUUAGGAAGUUUGCAAUCAUUUUGUUUUCCAUUUUCGUUUAUUUUUUUUGUUAUGCCUUGUGUACGUACCCCUUCCACUACCUUUCCCCCUUCCCCAAAUGAGAAAUGUUAUUAACCCUAUUAACCCUUGUGUUGUUGUAAAUAUAGUGCGAGCCUGCCUAGUGUAUGUAGUUAGCUUUCGGUUUAAGAGAGAGAGAGAGGAAACCAUGCUUAACGUGUUGCAAUUUCUACCUACCUUUUGUACGCUAAGAUAUAACGAGUAAUUAACAUAGCGCCUCCCCAUAAAGCACCUACAAUAGUAGGAGAGACCCGCGAUGGAUCCUCCGCUUAGCUAACGAACUAACGAACGAAAGCCAGAGUUACUAUCGAUUCACCAAAAAAAGAGAAAUAAAAAAAGAACACGACACAGAAACAGAUGCAAACCCAGAUCAAGGACAACAGGCAAUAAUUGCAAUGAGAGGGAACUUUUUCACUAAAUGUUCAAUGUGUAUUUAUAUAGUAGUAGUCAUAAUAAUACAUUUUAAGUAACAAGUGCAACAAUAAAUCUUAACGCGAUAUAUCGAA